GACUUAUAGGUCAGCCGGAAGGCGCGUGAGGCCUUGGCAGUGCACUGAGCAGGCCCUCGCCGGGACCCCGGGCGUCAGGCAGGCGCAGCGUCAGCCCGCCCCCAGUCUUGGAGCCUCCCUCUCGUGGCGGCUGCAGUGCGGCCUGCGUCGUCUCCCGUAGUUAUCCGACCGGCUAUGGCCGCUCGUCUCCUGCGUGUCGCCUCCGCCGCCCUUGGCGACACAGCCGGCCGGUGGCUGCUCCUCGCCGGACCCCGCGCGGGAGCCGGCGGUCUCCGGGGGAGCCGGGGGCAGGGCGGGAGCGCCAGGCCGGGCCUGGGCGGCGGCGCAGCUGCGGCGACGCGGACGCUGAGCGUGUCGGCGCGCGCGCGAAGCAGCUCAGAAGAUAAAAUAACAGUCCACUUUAUAAACCGUGACGGUGAAACAUUAACAAGCAAAGGAAAAGUUGGUGACACUCUACUAGAUAUUGUGGUUGAAAAUAAUCUUGAUAUUGAUGGUUUUGGUGCAUGUGAGGGAACCUUGGCUUGCUCCACCUGUCACCUCAUCUUUGAACAGCACAUAUUUGAGAAAUUAGAAGCAAUCAGUGAUGAGGAGAAUGACAUGCUUGAUCUGGCAUAUGGACUAACAGAUAGAUCGCGGUUGGGCUGCCAAAUCUGUUUGACAAAGGCUAUGGACAAUAUGACUGUUCGAGUACCUGAUGCUGUGUCUGAUGCCAGAGAGUCCAUUGAUAUGGGCAUGAACUCCUCUAAGCGAGAAUAAAUAGGAAUAUUUUCACAACAUUUUACCUAUUUUUAUAAUUAUUAUUUCUUAAUGUAAUUAAAUGAGAACAUGGAUGAAUGCAUUUAUUAUUAUGACUAGAUUUAUUACUUUAAUUCACCUUGUGUAACUGCUGAAUUUUGUAGUUCUGAAAGAAUGUCAUCUUUAUUUUGAUUAAAUUAUAAAAACAAAUCAAAUAUUAGAAAGUAGUUAAUAUGAUAAAACCUUAUAUAUUUUACCUGUGUUUGAUUAGCAACAUUAGCAAAAUGUUUUCACAUAAAUCUUAUGCCUACUUACCUAUAAAAUAGGUUAAAAAAGGUAUCAUUAUCUCUGUUAGACGUGGUGGAGGCAGAGAUGUAAAAUGGCUUGUCUAGGGCCAUACAACAAAUUAGAAGGUCAGUACUAGAACUGUAUCUUGUUAUUACAAGUUAUGUGUUGAGAUCGAAAGUGGAGAAAUUAAGAAUGUCAUAGCUGUAGUUAAAUGUGAAUGUGUAUGGAUGUGUAUUUAAUUGCUCAGUAAGCUGAUUAAUUUCAAAGAUAGGUAUGACCUUAUAAAUCAUUAUUCCAAAAUUUUGAUUCAGUGAAAGCACAGGUAAUGUGCUGAGCAACGACUGAGCACAGGUAAUGGAGUGCUGUCAAAGAUGUUUGGUGUCAGUUCUGACUGAACUGGAGAAAUAAACUAAAAAUUACAUGUCUUUAUUUUUUUAUCCUAAUCAGAA
Delphinapterus leucas (beluga whale) is the source of this 1472-nucleotide messenger RNA. It is a transcript of the gene FDX1, whose product is annotated as ferredoxin 1. Lineage: Eukaryota; Metazoa; Chordata; Mammalia; Artiodactyla; Monodontidae. Gene Ontology annotation, molecular function: 2 iron, 2 sulfur cluster binding; electron transfer activity. The record is from RefSeq and is a predicted model, not a curated record. Gene Ontology annotation, cellular component: mitochondrion. Gene Ontology annotation, biological process: P450-containing electron transport chain.